Insectozyma verbasci is the source of this 2046-nucleotide messenger RNA. NCBI's taxonomy places the organism in Eukaryota, Fungi, Ascomycota, Pichiomycetes, Serinales, Debaryomycetaceae. The record is from the annotation of a GenBank genome assembly.
AUGACAGUUGAAUCUUUUAAUAAUCUAAACCUUGGAAACUUCAAUGAGAUAACAUUAAAUAAUUUACUAAAUCAAUUGAAUAAAAUCUAUUCAUUAAACAAUAUAUUGAUUUUGGAUCCUGUUUUAUCACCAUUAUUGAAUUAUUUAACACCGUUUCAAAAUAUAAAAAAUUCUUCAAAAUGUCAAAAUGUAAUAUGGUUUAAUCAAGAUUUGUUGAAUAUUUCAAAGGAUAUAUUACUGGGAUACUCAAGCUUAAUUGUUAUACUACCUGAAAACUCAGAAACUAAUGGUAAUUUAAACUUAUUUCAUCAAUUUAUUCAACGAUUUCCAACAAUUAAGGUUAAUUUGAUAGUUAAAGAUUGUUCCAAACGGUUCUUAUUACAAUUGAAUGAUAAAUUACAAGGCAUAUUAAUCUUUGAAAAGAUCAUAAACUUAUCUGAAAUUACAAAUUUAAGUAUAUCUACAAAAAUCAAAUUGUUUAAUUGGAAAACUUUGCCUGUUUACAUUGAUGACAUUUUAAUAUGUAAUAUAGAUGAUAAAUUAAAUGGAAUUAAUGAAUAUUUUGAAACUCCAAUACUGCAAGUCAACCAAUUAUCAGAUGCUUUAAUUAAUUUAUUAUUCAAAGGUAUAACUUCUCAAAAUCAUCAACAUAUUUUUAAACUACGAAAUGUAUUUGGAAAGGGUAACAAUUCUAGUUUAUUAAUUGACCAACUAUUAAAAAUUAAAUUAAACCAAUUUUAUAACUCAAAUUUCACUGAUUUAGAGACUGAUUUUUAUGAAAAUCUAUUUAAAAGUAAUACUGAUUUAGUUGUAAUUGAAAGAAACUUGGAUUAUUUUCCAAUUAUAUUCAACCAACUAAACUACCAUGGAAUUAUAGAUGAUCUUUUCAAUAUAAACUUUGAAAAGAUAACCAAAUUGGAACCUCCAAAUAAUAAAUUAAAUGAUGAUUUAUAUAACCAAGAUUUAAAACAUUUAAAUUUUGCAAUGAUUGGGUCUAGAUUAAACAAAUUAGCCAAAAUAGUACAACAACAAUUCAAAUCUUCAAAUCCAAAUGACUCAAACCUCGACGAGAUGAAAAAUUUAGUAUCAAACCUAGGUAAUUUGUCACUUCAACAAGAUUUAAUUAAGAAACAUACUUUUAUAGGAGAAGAAAUUUUAAGAAACACAGUUGAAUUAACUGAAUUAGAAACAUUUAUUAAUUUUCAAAAUGAUGUAUUUGAAAUGGAUUAUAAAUUACAAUUAUCAAAAUUGAAAUAUUUUUUAAAUAAUAAUUUCAAAUUAGAAUUUAUUUGGUCAACCAUUAUACUUAUCAGUUUAAUCAAUGAUGGAAUACAAAAUAAAGAUAUAGAUUGGAUUAGUAAUGAGUUACAUGGUAAUUAUGGACUUAAGAUGAGUAUAAAUUUAGAAAAAUUGAUAAAUUAUAAAAUUAUAAGAGUCAUUGAAGACUCGAAUACUAAUGAUUUCUUUUCAACUUUGGGGUUAAUACAGAAAAAGCAAACAACACCACUACCAAAUAAUAUAAUUGAAGAUAAUUCAAUGGGUAUAACUGGUGGUAAAGACAUAUACAAGAGUAAUUAUACAUUAAUUAAUAAAUUUUGGAAUUUACAUCCAAUGGAAGGGGAAGAAGAGACUAGUGAGACUAUAAAUGAGAAUUCGACUAAUCUAUUAGACUUGUAUCCUAAUCCAUCAUUUACAUUACCUGGUAAUACAGUGCCUUUAAUUUACAGAAUAAUUGAAUCAUUAUAUUUUAGAGAUUUUUUGAAAUAUAAACCAGUUGCCAAUUUACAAAAGAGACCAAAUUGGGAUAAUCUAGGUUUGAAUACAAUGUUUGCUGGGAAAACUAUUGACUUAAACUUGGAUAAUGUAAAUGAUAAUAAUUCAAAAUUUAUCAUUAUUGUUAUUAUUGGAAGUAUUGCAAGAAGUGAAAUUACAUGUCUCAAAUACUUACAAGAGAAAUUACAAAGAAAUGGACAAAAUAAACAAAUUAUAAUAGUUUCAAAUGGGAUAAUUAAUAAUACAAAAUUGUAUAAUUAUAUAAAUUCAUAA